Molecule: messenger RNA, 1776 nt
Organism: Thermothielavioides terrestris NRRL 8126
Lineage: Eukaryota; Fungi; Ascomycota; Sordariomycetes; Sordariales; Chaetomiaceae
Exons: 2
Coding region: 118-1569 (483 amino acids)
Biological process (GO): protein stabilization
Molecular function (GO): protein-folding chaperone binding
Source: RefSeq, a predicted model, not a curated record
CCCACAUCGCUGCACGUGGAUCCUCCUCAACAUUUAAGACACCUGCUCUCUCCCUCUCCGCUGCAAGUCGAGCUUUGGCGACUCUCUCACAACCGUCACCUCUCUUCGCCGUUCGCCAUGUCUGCCACCACGCUCGGUCACCAGGGCGUUUUGGCCGUCGAGAGAAAGGAAUAUGAGACUGCCAUUGCGCAGCUCGACAAAGCCCUCGAGUCAUCCACCUCUCCCGCCUGGCUCCUCGCGCGCGCCACAGCCCACCAGCAGCUCAAGCACUACGAUGCGGCUCUCCGAGACGCCGAACUCGCAUAUCAUGUGGCCGCCGAGCGGGGCUCCGGGAACUCUCGCAGGCAAAUGAUCGACGCCCAAUAUCGCCGUUCGGUCAUAUACUUCCGGCUCGGACGCUAUGCCGACUCCGAUUGCUGCGCCAGGUGGAGCAUGCGUUUGGCGGAAGGCUGCCCGGUAGGCGAGGAUGAUGGCAUUCAGGACAAGGUUGACGAGCGAGGAAACUACACCGUUACCUAUGAGGACGGGGUUGCAGAUUGCAAGGGCCAGCCGGGUCAGACAUCACGCGACUCAACUGGCGAGAAGGUUUAUGGGCUGUUGGGCUCCGGCUCCGGCUCUGAGGGGACUCCCAAGACCGGAUUUGAGAAAGAGUGGAAGCGGGCGUACAGUUGGCGAAGCAUGGCACUUGGAAGCCUGGGGAGACUGCCCGAAGAUGAUCCCGGCCGGAAGGUCAGCGUCACCAAGGUUCCACCCCGGCCCCAAGCGAAAACCGACAAAAAGCCCGAUCCCGAACCUACAGUGGAAGAUGACGAGCUUGAAGAAAAGCCGACCGAACCCGAGGGCCCUGCUCCGGGCAGUGUGCCCGACGAAAAGCUUAAGCUUCGCGCAGAUUUUUACCAGAGUGCCCAGAAUGUCACAAUCUCUCUGUUCGUGAAGGACGCGAAGAAGGAGAACCUGGACGUCAAGUUCUCCAGGAACCAGGUCCAAAUUUCACCCCUCGCCCGAGCAGCUGCACCCUACGUCAAACCCGGUGACCGAGAGGCCACGUCCACGUUCAUUCUCGACGGAGAGAUUGAUCCCUCGAAGAGCCGUUGGUCCGUCACGCCGCGGAAGAUCGAACUCGUCCUCCAGAAGGCUGCUCCUGGCGUCAAGUGGGGCACUUGGGGCAGAGAAGAGAUUGGUGCUCUACCUUCAACGGAUUCCAACGACGCCAAGCUGGCCACCACGACCCCAGCGCCAAGCCAGGCAGCUUCGGCCUCCUCUGCACCCGUGACCAGAGCGCCGGCCACCGCGGGCGCCAGCCCGGCUUACCCCACCAGCAGCCGGUCCGGCCCCAAGAACUGGGACAAGCUGGGCGAAGAGGAAGCGGGCGAUGACGAGGACAAGUCCGACGUGAACAGCUUCUUCAAGCAGCUCUACAAGGGCGCAACGCCGGACCAGCAGCGCGCCAUGAUGAAGAGCUUCAUCGAGAGCAACGGGACGGCGCUGAGCACCGACUGGGAGGAUGUUAAGAACCGCAAGGUCGAGACAGUGCCGCCCGAGGGCGUCGAGGUGAAGAAGUGGGAGUAGCUGAUGAAGAGGAGUCUGCUGCCUUUUCAAGGAGAAGGCUUGUUUGGUGGAGGACCUCGUCUCCGCUAGUUGUUUCCGCUAGCUGGUCGACUUCGCAGAGUUCUCUUUUUCGUGGCUUUCAUCAUGACAUGGUUGGGUCGCAUUGCUUCUUCUGCCGUUGGAGUUGGAUUGCUGGUAAAAGGGGCUGGGCACGGAUACCUCCACGGC